Molecule: messenger RNA, 750 nt
Organism: Aspergillus saccharolyticus JOP 1030-1
Lineage: Eukaryota; Fungi; Ascomycota; Eurotiomycetes; Eurotiales; Aspergillaceae
Exons: 1
Coding region: 142-555 (137 amino acids)
Source: RefSeq, a predicted model, not a curated record
GCGGCCAGCCUGCUCCACCAGCCCGAGUGGAUCCUUUACACCACAGUCAAUUUGAGUCAACUUCAAAUCCUUUGCUUUUCGGCCGCAAGAGUCCAGAAUCCCCGAGUCUCCGUCCUUGCAAUAAAUUGCUCCGAGUCUCCGAUGCAUGUGCUCCUCGGUCUCGCUGUCGGGCUCUCCUUCUCUUCUCGUGAAUCGAACCGAUGGUAUACGUUGUUCGCGGUGCUGGAGCAUGGUAGGCUGCGCCGAUCGGCUGUCUGUGACCCCCUGAAAGGUCGUGCGUUACCUAAAAUCAACGGCAUGGUAUUCAUCGGUCAAAUGGGCCGGCAAGUAGGGGAUAGCCUCCUGUUUAAAGGCACAGCAACGCACGCGCACAAUUCCCACAGCAGGUCGUUUGUGGACAAAGUUGAGUCUAGGGCAGUAGUAUCCUCAAUAGUCUCAGUGAAGUUUAAUCCGCUGUCAGCUGGAAUAGGUAAGAGAAUCUUCGUUUGGAUCGACUUGCAUGACGGCAUGCCAUGCGCUGUAUAUGUGGGUGCCUCGUACCACUUCCAGGGGUGAUAUUCGGCGACAAAAUGCAGCGCAGGGUCGACAUAGUCAGCUUCGAACCUAUCUGAUGCAGGGUCGCCCUUCGGACCAUAUUUGGUAGAUUGUAGUGAAACCAUGGUCAUUUAGUCAAUUAGAUGCACUAGUUCAAUAUGGAGAGAAUAGCAUUGUUCCUAGGCUAAGUCAUGGGUGGGGACUGCUAUCCGACCC